Messenger RNA from Macrosiphum euphorbiae (potato aphid), 249 nucleotides. Lineage: Eukaryota; Metazoa; Arthropoda; Insecta; Hemiptera; Aphididae. The record is from the annotation of a GenBank genome assembly.
AUGGCAAACCUAGUGCCGUCGGCCACGAGUAGUCCUGCAGAUGAUGGAGUUGAAAAACCUGACCGGACUGUGGAAUGUAGCGAUUCCGGUCAUCUAUGUGCAGAAACUGCAGGACACAGAUGUGGCAAUAACGGACCAGGUGGUGACCACGAACACGGCAGUCAAACCUAUAAGAGCCGAUCAUUUUGGAAACGUACUAAGAAAUUCUUCAGGAGCUUAUUGUGCUGCACCUAUAGUUCCGAGCAAUAA